This is a messenger RNA of Cebus imitator (Panamanian white-faced capuchin), 1792 nucleotides long. RefSeq names its product opsin 5 (gene OPN5). The record is from RefSeq and is a predicted model, not a curated record. The coding region runs from base 21 to 1085 and encodes 354 amino acids. Gene Ontology annotation, cellular component: membrane. The transcript is spliced from 7 exons. Lineage: Eukaryota; Metazoa; Chordata; Mammalia; Primates; Cebidae. Gene Ontology annotation, molecular function: G protein-coupled receptor activity. Gene Ontology annotation, biological process: G protein-coupled receptor signaling pathway; visual perception.
CCCUGCGGUUCCAGCACAGAAUGGCAUUAAACCACACCUCGCUGCCUCAGGAUGAGCGCCUGCCACACUACCUUCGAGAUGGGGAUCCCUUUGCUUCCAAACUUUCUUGGGAAGCGGAUUUAGUGGCUGGCUUUUACCUGACAAUAAUUGGGAUUCUGUCCACAUUUGGAAAUGGAUAUGUCCUUUAUAUGUCUUCUAGACGAAAGAAGAAGCUGAGGCCCGCUGAAAUAAUGACUAUCAAUUUAGCGGUCUGUGAUCUGGGGAUUUCAGUUGUAGGCAAGCCGUUCACUAUCAUCUCUUGCUUCUGUCACCGCUGGGUGUUUGGCUGGAUCGGCUGCCGCUGGUAUGGAUGGGCUGGAUUUUUCUUUGGCUGUGGAAGCCUUAUCACCAUGACUGCUGUCAGCCUGGAUCGAUACUUGAAAAUCUGCUAUUUAUCUUAUGGGGUUUGGCUGAAAAGAAAGCACGCCUACAUCUGCCUGGCAGCUAUCUGGGCCUAUGCUUCCUUCUGGACCACCAUGCCCUUGGUAGGUCUGGGGGACUACGCACCGGAGCCGUUCGGAACCUCGUGCACUCUGGACUGGUGGCUGGCCCAGGCCUCGGUAGGGGGCCAGGUUUUCAUCCUGAACAUCCUCUUCUUCUGCCUCUUGCUCCCAACGGCUGUGAUUGUGUUCUCCUACGUAAAGAUCAUUGCCAAGGUUAAGUCCUCUUCCAAAGAAGUAGCUCAUUUCGACAGUCGGAUCCAUAGCAGCCAUGUGCUGGAAAUGAAACUGACGAAGGUAGCGAUGUUGAUUUGUGCCGGAUUCCUGAUUGCCUGGAUUCCUUAUGCAGUGGUGUCUGUGUGGUCAGCUUUUGGAAGGCCAGACUCCAUUCCCAUACAGCUCUCUGUGGUGCCAACCCUGCUUGCAAAGUCUGCAGCGAUGUACAAUCCCAUCAUCUACCAAGUUAUUGAUUACAAAUUUGCCUGUUGCCAAACUGGUGGUUUGAGAGCAACCAAGAAGAAGUCUCUCGAAGACUUCAGACUGCACACUGUAACCACAGUCAGGAAGUCUUCUGCCGUGCUGGAGAUUCAUGAAGAGUGGGAAUAACAAAUGUUCUUGUUGUGAAGAGUGCAUGUGAAGUGCUUACACAGCAUCUGGCACAUGCAGAGAAACUAGCUUACAAAUGUUACUUUUCUGACUUCUCGCCUCCACUCCACUUACCCUGUCAGGAAAAAAUAAUUCACAAGGAAUAUCAAAACAAUGAUGCACCAUAGGAGUAUCCAAGUAUCUUAGCUGAAUUAUCUCAUUCUAGUAUAGUGGCAGAGUUACAACUAGAGAGUGCUAUAAACCCAUGCUUUCAACAUCGUGCAGUGCACACCUCAGGCUGGUGAGUAAGGACCUCACUUUCUACUGAACUGGGGCUUGUGAAAGCUGGUAUGGAAAGCUUGAUCCAAGGAGAUCGGGCUGUGUCUCUAAAUAGGGCAGCUAUGCUCCACGUGUGUAAUUUGAUUUGUUCUGUUGCAGAUGAUAUAUUGGGCAGAGGUGAGUAUGGACUGGUGAAAAUCUAUUUUGAUGAUUGGCAAAGCAGGGUAAGGGGGGUCUUUUACUGAUAGGAAGCAUCAUCAGUAGGAUUUGUCCCUGAUGCCUUUACCAUAGCCUCUGAGCACCUCUCAAGUUUUUUCAGGCCAGCUCCAGUUUCAGCGAGGAUAGCGUGGGCUUUCUAUGCCCAAAAUAUUCUUACUACAGUUAAUGUGUAGGUUAUUGCCCCAGCCCAGCUACAGGUUCCCAUACAUGAGUUCCAUGUAUGCAGAAAC